AUGGAUCACUUUAAAAAUAAAAACCAAAGAGAGGAAGAGGAGAAGAGACGGGGUGAAAAAGAGGUGGCGCGAGAGGAGAAGGAUGUGUCCAUCUCGGACAUGUCCUUCUCGGGCGAGGAAAGCGACCCGGUGGAGGAGACACCUGGGCGACAACUGCGUAGCCAGACGCAGAAGGCGGAGUCGGCGUCGAAGCUCAAGUUAGCCUCAGGGCCAACAAAAAAGAGGGCGCUAAAAAGCUCAGACGAAGAGGCAUACUUGGCCGUGCCAAAAAUGUCGACGGCAACGAGGGGACGCAAACGCGGCACAGCUGCAGGAAUGCACAGUUUCCUGAAGGCGGCUAAGGAGCACCUGGCGGAGGGGUUGGAGAGCGACGUGGAUGACUCCGACCCCACAUACCGGGCCUCCCUCAGAAAGCCGGUGAGCCCGAGGAAGGUGGGGCCGUUGCGAGACAGCGAGCAUAGCGCUGAGGAGGAACGGCGCAGACUCUGCGCGGACAACGCUCGACUAGCGAGGGAGCUUGAGCUGGUCCGCGCGGAAUUACGCGCCUUCAAAGAGGCGUACUCGGAGUCGCAGAAGCGAACCGCGGCGAAUGCGGCUCCAACGGAGGCACCCCAGGCACAUUCGAACCUGGAAGAGGUGCUUAAAAGCGCCUUAGAGGGGAUGAGGCGCGAGCUCCUACAAUCUGUUGGCGGGUUGGUAAACGCCCGCCUAGAAAGCCUGGAGUCGCGCCUCCCACCAGAGCCGGUGUUAAGGCCCCCUCUAAGAGCGGACAAGCGGCAACCGCCGCCGCCUCGACCUGAAACUCGAUCUGGCCUGGCGCCUGGAGCCAUCGGAGGGGACCCUGGAGCAACCCAGGCCCCUAAGGCUAAACCCAGGCUAGCCAGACGGAGGCCCACCAAGCCAACUGGCCCUCCCCCUCCCCCUUCCUCCUCUCAAGACGUGAGAGGAAGCGCAGGGAGAGCGGGCCAGGAGGACCACACUCCCCAGACGGCGGGGAGCGAGGUCCAAUGGUCAAAGGUGGUCGGACGUAAGGCCAAGGGGAAGGGAAAAACCCCAGCCUCAGCCGGAGCCCCCUCCCAAACCGGUACAUCCCGGAAAGGGGCUGUGGGUCCCCCCCCCACAAAAGCGGUAAAGAUCGUGGCCCCCAAGACGGCUGCCAUUAGUCUUACGUUAAAAAAGGGGGCCACAAUCUCCACAGCGGAAGGCCAAGUCACUGAGGCCAGAUACGUGGAGGUCUUGGCUAAGGCCAAGGCCUCCAUCAGGCUCAGUGACUUUGGCCUGGAAACAAUAAGAAUCCGCACGAGCAUGACCGGCUCCAAACUAAUGGAAGUGGGGGGGGAAACCCCAGAAGAGACCGCCGACCGCCUAGCCUCGGAAUUGACAAAAGUCAUCGGGGCCAUGGCGGACAUCGCCCGCCCGUCUAAACUGGUUGACCUCAGGAUCUCCGGUCUAGAUGAGACGGUGACCCAAGAAGAGGUGGCGACCAAGGUGGCGACGGUUGGGGGCUGCUCCCCCAGCGCGGUCAAAGUGGGCCUUAUCAGGCCCAGCUUCUGGGGUGGCGGCUCUGCCCUUGUCAAAUGCCCCGCAACGGCUGCCAAGGCAGCCGUCACAAUAGGGAAAGUGGCCAUAGGAUGGAGCAUGGCCACCAUCAACGCUGUGAAGGCCCGGCCGCUAAGGUGCUAUAAAUGCAUGCUGCUGGGCCACACACGCGCCCUAUGCCCGACGGAAGUGGAGAACGGUCAACUCUGUUUCCGUUGUGGCGAAGCGGGGCACAAGGCGGCCGCCUGCGAGGCGCCCUGUAAAUGCGCAGUAUGUGCUAAAGCAGGGCGCCCGCAUGUGCACGUGAUGGGGGGUGACAAAUGCGUGCCCCCCACCGUAAAAGGGAGGGCCUCGGCAGGUAGGCCGCGCCCUAGUCCGCCACAGAACUGCCAGCCGGCUGAGGAAACUAUGCAGGUGUCUUAA
Messenger RNA from Papilio xuthus (Asian swallowtail), 1962 nucleotides. RefSeq lists its product as uncharacterized. The record is from RefSeq and is a predicted model, not a curated record. NCBI's taxonomy places the organism in Eukaryota, Metazoa, Arthropoda, Insecta, Lepidoptera, Papilionidae. The coding region runs from base 1 to 1962 and encodes 653 amino acids. Gene Ontology annotation, molecular function: zinc ion binding; nucleic acid binding. The transcript has a single exon.